GGCCGGUGGAUGUGUUGGGGGCGGUCGGCUCAGAUUUUCCUCCGCCGCUUCACUUCUCUUCCUCUCAGCACCAUUCACCCGUGGACCGUACCAACCUACAAGUGGUAAAACGCACACAACAUGGCGGAGCAGGAACCCACACCAGAGCAGCUGGCAGCCAUCGCAGCAGCCAAUGAAGAGUGCGAAGGGUCAGUCAACUACAAACCUCCAGCGCAGAAGAGUUUACAGGAGAUCCAGGAGAUGGACAAAGAUGACGAGAGCCUCCGCAAGUACAAGGAGGCGCUGCUGGGGAAGACUGCUGUAGCUGCAGAUCCAAACGCCCCAAACGUCCAAGUGACAAAAAUGACCCUGAUUUGUGAGAGUGCACCAAACCCUCUAGUCCUUGACCUGACGGGAGACCUGAGCACAUUCAAGAAGUGCCCGUAUGUGCUGAAGGAAGGAGUCGAAUACAAAAUAAAGAUCACCUUCAAGGUUAACAAUGAGAUCGUGUCAGGACUGAAGUACAUCCAGCAGUCAUUCAGGAAAGGUGUGAAGGUGGACAAGUCGGACUACAUGGUAGGCAGCUACGGCCCCAGAGCAGAGGAGCCAUACGAGUUUGUCACCACCUUGGAGGAGGCCCCUAAAGGCAUGAUCGCCCGUGGCCUCUACAUCAUCAAGUCCAAGUUCACCGAUGACGACAAACACGACCACCUCUCCUGGGAGUGGGCCAUCAUGAUCAAGAAAGACUGGAAAGACUAACGCCCCAUGCCCUGCGCCCUUCCUGUGGCGUCUUCCUCAGCUUCGCCCCCUUUCUCUCUCCUGCUGUCAAUCCGUUUGUUCUCCACAUCUGGAUUAUGUUCUGAUCCAAGCUUUUGCUCUCUCCGUCCAAUGACACCCACUCAUUCAGUUAAAUUUUCUUCAUUCCAAUCACUCCAUCAUUCCUCCCCAUCAUUUAUGCUUGAUUUGUUUGCACCAGCCCUUCUGUUAAGUAUUACAUCUUUGAAACGGAGAAAGCAAACAUGCACAAUCUACAUUUUUUAGGUUAUUUUUGUUUGUUUAUAAAAUAAAAAUAAGAAAAAAAGUUAAUUGCUCUUGAAAAGUAAUUAUGUGAUUUCUUUGCUGCUUUUUCCCUCCCUUUUUUCCAUCCUUCUCUACAUUUCAGAAGCUUUUGUAUGAUUACCGUGAUCUGCCUUUUGAAAGCAUAGUACAGGGAGCAGUAGUGCUGUAUGUACUGUAUGUGGCCACUGCAUGGUCAUUGAGCAAUCGUUGCUGGACACAACUCUUGGACGCGGCCCUUCUUAAGCCUUUGAGCAGAUUAUUUGUACCAGAGUCUUGGUAAAUUAUUAGGUAUUAAGGCCACCUCUUUAAAGGGCCCAACAAAGUCUGCUGAAAGGGGGCAUAAAAACCUCUACCUCCUAGUUUCCCCCUUGUUUUAUGUGGCUACUUCUCUUCUGAUCAGGGUAUUAUUUUAGCAGCCAUGUGGCCUUAUAGAAAUAACUAAAACAGAACUAAACAACCAAGUUACGCAAGUUGCCUUCCUUUUAUUUCUGCCAGAUCAUCAUGUGGAUUUUUUUUUUAUAACUAUACUUAAAAUACACAGACAGGACAUCAGGAUAUGGAAUUUAACACCUUUAUUUCAGGUUUUAUCAUUUUUAAGAACCAUUACAGCUCUUUUUCAUUGCAGUUUCUUUACAUUAGUCUUUUUAUAGAGCUAAAACAGCUGUACACGUCCCUCUUGUACCUGAGGCCAUAUUUCCACCUUUUAUACGAACACAAGGACUCUCGCUGAUGUUCACUGUGCCUCUGGUCUCUUAAAACCACAUGCUGCUCUUGCUGACUCAGCGGCACUCGCAUUGUCAACACCAGUGAGGCGAUGUGCCGGCUGUGAUCGACUCCUGAACCAGAAUGGAGACCUCAGCCCCACAGCAGACGUCCUGCCAUAAAAACAAGUGUUUUCUUUAUAUCAAACACUCCAUAGAUGCAUGACCAGAGUCCAGCAGCUUCAUUUGGGAAGUUUCUCUCUGUGGGUUUGACUCUGAUGUGUGCUACUUGUGUUACCUGCAGUGUACUGAUCUCCUGUGUUCACAUUAAAUUGUCCAGACAGUC
Molecule: messenger RNA, 2085 nt
Organism: Cheilinus undulatus (humphead wrasse)
Lineage: Eukaryota; Metazoa; Chordata; Actinopteri; Labriformes; Labridae
Gene: arhgdia
Product: Rho GDP dissociation inhibitor (GDI) alpha
Exons: 6
Coding region: 121-738 (205 amino acids)
Biological process (GO): Rho protein signal transduction
Cellular component (GO): membrane; cytosol; cytoplasm
Molecular function (GO): Rho GDP-dissociation inhibitor activity; protein binding
Source: RefSeq, a predicted model, not a curated record